GGGGGACAUUGUGCAGGCUGCACAGCUCCAGCAGCUGUGUGAACUCUUCUGACUGCAGGACCACAGGGAGGUCACCUGGACGCGUCGGAGGCGGGAAAUGAUUCCAAGGGGGCUGCAAGGUGACUGCUGAAGAAGGCUCAGAGAACAGACUGAUACAAAAUGGGUCUUGUGAUUGCUAAGGCAAGCACUACGCCACUUGGGCCAGUCUCACAGUGGCUGCAUAAUUUCAAUCAUUUUCAUGCUGACUCUACUCUUCUUCCUCUAGUCCAUGAUUUAGCACCUAUAAUGAUGGUUUCAUUGAACUUGUAUAUCCAUCUUCAUGCUCUCUGUGUAAUCCUUUGAGGAUUUUUAAGUCUGCACUGAUAUUAUCUUCUUUGUAUGUAAUAUUUCUACUUUUUUGUUUCAUCUACAUGUUUGCCAAUAUCCUUUGUUCUACUUUAAACACUUCCAACAAAAGGCUUUGUGAAAUGAGUCCACAACCAGAGACUUUUCAACAGUCAAUUUCUCUUUCUGCAAACAGAAUUUUGGACCAAGGGCACAAGCUCCUCUGAUUGCACAUUGUACAUCCAGCUAGUUACCCUUCAAUGUCAAAUAAAGAAGCAUGGUGAAGGCAGGGAAAGUAGUAUUAUUUCACAACUAGGAUAUGGUGUGGGAUGAGGCAGAGUUAAGUACUCAGCUCAUGUUCACCAUCUCCACGGUACAGACAUGAGAUAUAGAUUUAAAUAGGCAAAGGCCAGGUGGCAGGGAGCAAAGAUAUGCACUUAAAUAGUUCCAGUCACAGGGGUGGUGUAGUUGUUACAACUCAGCUGUUGUUAUGGGUGUGGUUCUGGAAUUGUUAUCCAGAGGAUGGUCCAUCCAAAGGAGGGUCUGCUGUUGGGGAUUGAUUUGGAUUCAGGUCAUGAAGAAAAUACCUGUCUUCUCGAUCCUAGAUUCCAAGGGGGCUGCAAGGUGACUGCUGAGAUGGUUCAGAGGACAGACUGAUUCAAAAUGGUGCCCCUGACCUUUGAGGAUGUUGCUUUGAGCUUCACCCUGGAAGAAUGGUGCUGUUUGGAUCCUUCCCAAAAGAAGCUCUACAGAGAAGUGAUGCUAGAAACCUAUAGAAACCUGUCCUACGUAGAAGAAAAUGAAAACAUUGAAAAGGACUUCAGGAAUCCCAGAAGAAAUAUGAGAAAUGAAAUGUUAGAGUUACUGCAUGAACGCAAACAAUGUAUUAAGUGUGCAGAAUCCUUUCAACAGACUCCAGAGAACAUAGUAAACAAGGGUACUCAGCUUAGAACAGCACCAUGUAAAAGCAAUAUAUGUGAUGCUUAUGGGAAAACCUUUACUGAUGGCUUGGCUCUUCUAAUCCAUGAAAGGUUACACAAUGUAGUGAAAUCUCAUGGAUGGAAACAAGUUGGAAAAGUCUUCACUCCAUCUGGUACCUUUCAUAUUCAUGAAACUUCUCACAUUAGUGAGAAACCCUAUGGAUGUACACAAUGUUGGAAAGCCUACACUCCUUCCAGUAACCUUCAUAUAAAUGAAGGAAUUCACAGUGGAGAAAAACCUUAUGAAUGUAAGCAGUUUGAGAAAGUCUUUAGUCAAGCCAAUGGCCUUGAAAGAUGUGAAAGAAUGCAAACUGGAGAAAAACCCUAUGGAUGUAAGCAAUAUGGGAAAGCCUACACUGAUUCAAGUGCCCUUCGAUAUCAUGAAAGAACUCACACUGGAGAGAAACCACACGAAUGUAAGCAAUGUGGGAAAGCCUACACAUUUUACAGUGCCCUUCGUAGUCAUGAAAGAGCUCACACUGGAGAGAAACCCUAUGGAUGUAAGCAAUGUGGGAAAGCCUACACAUUUUCCAGUGAUCUUCGUGUUCAUGAUAGAACUCACACUGGAGAGAAACCGUAUAAAUGUAAGCAGUGUGGGAAAUCCUUUUAUAAAGUCAGUCACCUUCAAAGACAUGAAAGAACUCACACUGGAGAGAAACCUUAUGGAUGUAAGCAAUGUGGGAAAGCCUUCACUGAUUCAAGUGCCCUUCGAUAUCAUGAAAGAACUCACACUGGAGAGAAACCCUAUGGAUGUAAGCAAUGUGGUAAAGCCUAUACUUUUUCCAGUACCCUGCGCAAUCAUGAAAGAACUCACACUGGAGAGAAACCCUAUAAAUGUAAGCAAUGUGGUAAAGCCUACAUUUUUUCCUUUUCCCUUCGCAGUCAUGAAAGAACUCACACUGGAGAGAAACCCUAUAAAUGUAAGCAAUGUGGUAAAGCCUACAUUUUUUCCAGUUCCCUUCACAGUCAUGAAAGAACUCACACUGGAGAGAAACCCUAUGCAUGUAACAAAUGUGGGAAAUUCUUCACUUGUAUGAGUAACCUUCGACAUCAUGAAAUAACUCACCGUGGAGAAAAACCAUAUGAAUGUAAGCAAUGUGGAAAAGGCUUUACUCAUGCCUGUUAUUUACGAAACCAUGAAAGAAGUCACACUGGAGAGAAACCCUAUGCAUGUAAGCAAUGUGGGAAAGCCUACACUGAUUCAAGUGCCCUUCGAUAUCAUGAAAGAACUCACACUGGAGAGAAGCCCUAUGAAUGUAAGCAAUGUGGUAAAGCCUACACUCUUUCCAGUUCCCUUCGUAUUCAUGAAAGAACUCAUACUGGAGAAAAACCCUAUGGAUGUAAGCAGUGUGGGAAACCCUUCACUAAUUCCAGUUCCCUUAAAAAACAUGAAAUUAUUCACUCUGGAGAGAAACCCUAUGGAUGUAAGCAAUGUGGAAAAGCCUAUACUGAUUCAAGUUCUCACACUGUAGAGAAAUCCUAUGGAUGUAAGUAAUGUAGGAAAGUGUACAGUGUUUCUAGUACCCUUUAUAUUCAUGGAAGAACUCACAUUGGAUAGAAACCCUAAGAAUAAGCAAUGUGGGAAAGCCUUGCAGUUAUCUUUGACAUGAGACAGUUCACAUUGUAGUAAAAUGAUGUACAUGUGUGUAAUUUGGCUAAGUCUUCACACAUUCCACUGCUCCUUCAAAACAUACAAAAGUAAAAUAGAGAAUAAUUGUAUUUGGAAAUCAAUUAGAAAAGUCAUCACUAAUUUCCAUGACCUGAAACAUGAAAGUCCUCACACUAGAGAGAAAAUCCAUAGGUGAAAUAUAUAUAGGAAGUUGGAAUGUCUUCAUCUUGCUUUAAUUGUCUUUGACAUGACACAGUUCACCUUGUAGCACAAUGCUCUUCAUGUGUGUAACAUGGUUAAGCAUUCACACAUUCCACUGCUCCUUCAAAACAUACAAAACUAUAUGAUCAAACAUGGUAUGAAGAGAAAACUUGAUUCAUGGCUUAUGGCUGGCAGGGAAGGAACUCUACCUCCAAGCCUCCAGUCCAUUUUCUCCUAGUUAUUUCAGAGCAAGGGUCUGUGAACUGUUUGCACAGGCUGACCUCCAACCAUGAUCCUCCUCUCUUACCCUCUCAUGUACUAGAAUUAUAGGACCCAGCCACUGGCAAUUGCCUUAUACAUUCUUAGAAAUAUCUCUGAUAAGUAUGUCUAAAUUUUUUCUCAAGAAACACGUUUUGUGCUUCUUAUUCUGUUGCCAGCCUACAGAGACAGUCGCAUCAAUAGACUUGCUUAAUUGCUGGAAGGAGUUGGUGCACAGAUGCUGUACCAUAUGAGUCACCCCAGCAAUCUUUGUGUGUGUUUUAAGUAUUUUUAAGAUAAGGUCCCUCAGUAUUUUCCCAAGCAAGCUUCAAAACAUAAUGCUACUGAUUGCUCUUCUUCACUAUAUAAAAUAAAGGUGUGAGGUUUUGGUGCCCAGGUCUGGGGAUUUCCUUAUUUGUCCACUGUAUUCAAAUGUCUUAAGGCAUUUAGUCUACCUAUAUACUUCAUAAAGUGGAUUUUGUUACAUAAUUUACACUGUGUGGCUGGAAGUAGAGAAUUGUAAACAUACCUGAGAAUCAGGACAACUCAGAGUAAACACAGUCAGUUAUGCACACAAACCACCCCUUCCCUUUGGUAGGCAAACAGUAGAAAUAAGACAAAAAGGUAACUUAAUUAAAAUGUUUUCAGAAACUGCCAAGAGGAUUAUGGAGAAAUGACAGCAAACAACACAUGUGGUUACACUUCUACACAACAUAAAGGGCAUAUAAGUUCAGUAUUCCACACUGAAUGACACAUUGAAGUUCAAAUCCUAAGAGCUCAGUACACCUGGGCACCUCCCCUUAUUUUAUCAUUGGGGAUCACAGAAGUUGAAUUUCUCAAGUACCUCUCUGGAAGAGCUGCUGUAAAACAUGGGCCCACUUUGUAGGAAGAUAAGUUUUGCUAAAACUCCAAAAGUCAAGAAUCCUGCAAAUUUCAAAUUUGGAAACUAGUUUGCAAAAUUUUAAAACAAUUUGAAAAUAAUGCACAUGAAUUUUUAUACCAUGGAGAAGUCUCUUACAUUAUCUUAGUAAUACUUUAGGGCAUCAACUCUAUCUUGUUAUAUACACACUUGCCAUGUACAUGUGAAACUUAAUAUACACAUUAAAAACCAAAAUCUCAAACUCAAUUCAAGUUUAUAGCACGAUUAACAGGUCUACAAGGAUUGACAAGUUCAAACAGUGUAAAAAGUGUUCAGAGACAGUAAAGAAAUAAUAUUCAUUGUUAAAGCAUAUAUAAUAGUUCUUUCUAAGUGUAAAAUAUGGCCAGUUCAUGGUUCCAAUGAGAAUAUCAAGGUAGCAAUUUACUGCCAUUAGUCCCAAGUUUUACAAAUGAAAUAAAAUAUACCUGACUUUUAGUUGAACUUGAAUCUUUUCAGAUAAUUUGAAGUAAUAUUUAGCUCUGUAAAUCAUGUCCAUUCUGAAAGUGCAUCCCUUGCUGCUUUCCUUUUUUCUACAGCAAAUACAAAACCUUAAUUUUCAUUUCUAAAAAUCGACAAGCCUUCAGACCCACUUUCUUGAGGCCACCUUACCUUAACAUUCAUUCCUAUAAAACAACUGAGAACAGUAACAGCAAAUGUGUGUGGAGGAUGGGAAAUACAUCUUCAUUCCACUCAGAGUAAGGGGAGAGAAGGUGCAAUGUACUUUGAUGCCCCUUCCCCACACAAACUUCAUAAAUAAGCAGAGAGGAUCCAAUGAAUACCAUGCAUCACCUCACAGAUGGGGAGUCUCAGGUUUUGCUGUGGAUCUUUCCAGAGGGGACUGUGGGCCAGGACAAAGUCACCUCAGGUACAACACAGGAUAGUACAAUUUUCCUGACUCCCCUGCAGGAUUCAUGGCACCAAGCACAGAGUGGCAUCAAAAGUUCGAUCAGUUCACACAUGGAUAAGAUCACUGUGGCCCUCUUUGCCCAACUAAAGAGCCUGGCCAUGUAUGUCUACUAUGCCUGUGUAAGAUCACUUCUUUAAAACCUCUUAGCUUUAGUAAGUUCUUGAGGUCUGGCUCAAGUGACACUAUCUGGAUUGUGAAGCUUUCCCCUCUUGUCUCCAAAUACCCUUUUGUAUUCUUUCUACUUCUUGAUUUCUUGACUUUGUAACUUGUAUUUUUAAAAUGACUUUAAUAAGAAUUUUAAAUGUAAAUAAAUUUUUUUCCAAUUACCCUUAUAUUUUUACUAUGCAAAGGUAAUUUUAAACUGUUUAUCUGUAAGUUACUUUAAGACACUUUUGUUAAUAUAUCUAGCUAUAAAAGAAUUGAAUGUGAAUUAAACUCAUGACAAAGUGAAACAAAUUGUUACUGUCCACAAAAAAUGCCUGUGUUUUACUUAGACCUUAUUGACAUCAAACUUUGAAAAACUAUUUUUCUUUAAAGUAGCAGUAGAAGAAGUAGUGGAGAGGAGAAAAGAAACCUUUCAUUUCUCGGCAUUAACCCAAUAAUAAGAAUCAUCCUAAAGAUGUACAA
Messenger RNA from Castor canadensis (American beaver), 5825 nucleotides. NCBI's taxonomy places the organism in Eukaryota, Metazoa, Chordata, Mammalia, Rodentia, Castoridae. The record is from RefSeq and is a predicted model, not a curated record.